Messenger RNA from Malassezia globosa CBS 7966, 2346 nucleotides. RefSeq lists its product as uncharacterized. Gene Ontology annotation, molecular function: nuclear export signal receptor activity. Gene Ontology annotation, cellular component: cytoplasm; nuclear pore. The record is from RefSeq and is a predicted model, not a curated record. Bases 1 to 2346 code for a protein of 781 amino acids. NCBI's taxonomy places the organism in Eukaryota, Fungi, Basidiomycota, Malasseziomycetes, Malasseziales, Malasseziaceae. Gene Ontology annotation, biological process: protein export from nucleus. The transcript has a single exon.
AUGUGGCAACUUUGCUUUUGCAUCCCUGAGAUUCCGACAUUGCUGGGCUAUGUUGCACGUAUCGCUGUGGUUGCAAUGAUCCGCACGUCGACCAUGGUUGCCCCUGCUCUUGCUGCUCGCUCUCAAGACCUAAGCCACGUGUGUGCCAGCCACGCUAACGUUACUACCCGCGCCGUUCAUGAAGCUAUGCUCCAUGUGGCAUCAUACCUGCCUUGGGAUGUUCAUGCAUCAACAACAUGGCCAGCUCAGCGGGUUGCCCUCUUGGAUGAACUGAAUCAGGUCCUGCAUGUGCUUGCGGCGCAGUUGAAUACAUUGGAUACUGAACGUGUGGCACUGCUUCAGCGUCUCACGCAUGUGUACACCCAAUUGAUGCAUGGGCAAAGCGGUUGCGUAUUGAUCCAGGGUGGUAUCGUAGGGGCUAAUGUCUUGUUGGACUCACUCGUACGUGUUACUAAAACAUGUUUUCAGGUGGCUUUUGAACUCGUACCAAGAAUGCGCGAUGCCGAAGAUCCGAUAACGGCAACAUCUGCGAGUGAGGCUGCAGUUGACGAGGUACUUUCACUUUGGCGUUCGCUUCUGAUCACAUUGCCUCCGCCAGAUGCCGCGUACACGCAUCCGUACGUACGAGAUCAUGUGGUGCUUCCAUAUCAAGCUGGCCGACUUCACGCUGCUAUGCUCACUGCAGAGUCUGACUGGGAUGACUUUGUCGCCGCUGAAAAUACAAGCGACGCAGAUCUCUAUGACGAGCAUUUAACAUUGUAUGCGGCACUCGCACGCACUUGUGUAUACCAAGCGGUGCAGCAGCUUGUGGCAUCUAAGCCUGCGGUCUCUGACCGGGGGCAUAUAUCGCCAGCUAUAUGGGAGCAAUGGCACUGGCUUGCGUUAAUGACAGGGCAUCUUAUUGCUGACGAUAGUGCGAGUGAAGUGGCACUAGUACCAGAAGGUAUUCAGGCAUCUUGUCCUGAAGCACAGGACCAGAUCCAUGCACUUCUUCAGGAUUUCAUGUCUUUAUUAGCUUACCUCGUUUCCAAUGGACCAAAUUCUUCUACGCCAUGCAGUCCUCAAGCGCUAAUUUCUACGCUAUGGCUUACGGCUCGUUGGAUACCCGUGUAUCUACUGCGCGAGUCACCUAGCCGCGUAGAGGCGCCAUUUGCUGGUUCCAUGGGCGAGCGCUUCCUGGAUGAACUCGUUCCAUGCUUGCGUACGGCUCUUGUUGCAUGGAGAUCCGACUCCGAUGUGAUCGUGGCUAUUUCUCUUGUCUGGGAGGCUCUUGCUCGAUCGUCAGGUGCUAUGCAAAUAUGGUUAGCGAAAGAGCCAGUGUUUGCGCUAGUCAAAGAUACGUUGGCAACGCUUGAAUUGCUUCCGGAUGCAGCACAGCCGUUUAUACUACGCGCAUUGGUACGCUGCGUCGAUGCGACGCGUGAUGGCCAUGCGCUAGCGGCUCAGGUACGCGGCAUGUAUUACCCAUUGAUCAUGCACGCAGCGCAAGCUCGCUUUGAUUCGGCGGCACAUGCAUCUCCAGUCUCAUUAUCAUCUGCCUUAUCAUUGUGGCAUGCACUGGUUGAUGCAGCAGAUCCAAGCACAAGUGGUGCUGUGCACAUCCACAUUCUUUCGCAACUUCCUGCCAUGGUGACAUCUGUCGAGCAGCAUCUUGCAAAUACGGAUGUGCAAGUAUCAGCUGGACGUGCGACACUGGCUCUGUUGCGUGCAUUGCCCGAGUUGCAAAAUACAUCGACUUUGCUAGCAGGAUCAGCGCAACAUGUUCUUGAACUGCUACGUGCCAUGCUUACAUCAUUGACAGAUCAACCACGCGUCUCAGGUCUUGAUGCUACGUUUGAAGAUCUCUUGGUCUUGUAUUUGUCAUUACUGGAAGAGCUUGUGCGAGCGUGCGCAUCAUCUGAUGCGGCAGAAGCAAACGCCCCUCAUGCUGAUGACUUGCGCUUACUGUGUCUUGGCGCUUUUGGGGCCGUCAUGCCAAUGUUGAAGCGAGAUGUACUGACAAUUCCAAGCGUUGCCGAGGCCUUUGCUCAGCUCGUGCACGUGCUGCUCAUCAUGGCGCGAUCGGCGCUGUACUCAUCAACACAUGGUGCUUGCCCAUUUCUGGAAGGAAUGACUGCUUCUUUUGACUUGCUCGACAUGGGCAUGCAUUCUAUCUUGCCUCAAAACGUGCAGUCCAACACGGUCAUGACUCUUAUGAACCCCUUGCAAAUGGUUCUUCGUGCCGCCGUGUUACACUGGUUGGCACUGCUGACUCAUUUACCGAGAGCAUUGCUAGUGGUAUCGCGCAGGGCAUUGGCUAUGUAUCCGAGAUACUGCCAUGCCUACAGACCGGCGCGAGUGUACUAG